This is a messenger RNA of Achroia grisella, 1699 nucleotides long. RefSeq names its product pyrethroid hydrolase Ces2e-like. The transcript is spliced from 3 exons. The coding region runs from base 8 to 1585 and encodes 525 amino acids. The record is from RefSeq and is a predicted model, not a curated record. Lineage: Eukaryota; Metazoa; Arthropoda; Insecta; Lepidoptera; Pyralidae.
CUUCAACAUGAUGUUGAGUGUAUUGUUUAUUCUGUUGCUACAUCAAGUGGUGUGUGAUGUUGUGAUGACGAAUCGUGGACCUGUCAAGGGGCAGAAGGGGGACGAUGGGAGUUUCAGAUAUUUAGGUAUACCGUAUGCUUUGGUGGACGAGAAACACCCUUUUGGAAAAUCACUGGAUCAUCCAAAAUUUGAAACUGUUUUUAACGCAGCUGUAUCUUCUAUAAUGUGUCCCCAAGUUCGGGGAAUCGAAGGGGGCGUCCUACAAUGUUUGCGUUUGAAUAUAUUUGUACCAAAGAUUGCCAGCGUUGAUCGACCAGUGCCUGUAUUAGUUUGGUUUCACGGCGGAGGCUUUAUUACUGGCAGUGGAGGCGAAUAUGAUGGCAAAUAUUUGAUCCAACAUGGUAUUAUAGUUGUCACUAUUAACUAUAGAUUGGGUCCAUAUGGAUUUUUCUGUUUAAAAGACCCAGAAGUACCAGGCAACCAGGGUUUGAAAGAUCAAGUCACAGCUUUAAGAUGGGUGAAGGAAAAUAUUCGUAGGUUCGGUGGAAAUCCUGAUGAGGUUACAAUUGCUGGGCAAAGUUACGGAGGAGGCGCGGUUGAUUUACAUUUAUAUUCGAAAAACGAAAGGCUAUUUAGUAAGGCUAUAAUUCAGAGUGGAAGCGCUGAAGUACCAGGCAUGUAUGUAAAGCCUGAUUAUCAUGCUGCUAUAAAAUUGAUCAAUCAUCUAGGUUACAACACAACAAGCACAAAGGAUGCUUUGAAACAUUUAGCCGCAGUAGAUCCUAUAGCUCUAAUGAAAGCGGCCGAUGAUAUUAAAUUUCAACCACGAGUUUGUAAAGAAAAGCGUUCGGUAGGAACUCAACAUUUCAUUAUAGACGAUCCUUUCCACUUGUACAAUUCUGAGAUAAUUAAAGACACACCCAUUCUUAUUGGUUAUAAUAGCAAAGAAGAUUUUAGCAAUUUCGUAAAUAAAUCUAACAAAUUCUAUUCUAAUUUGGAUACUAUAUUUUAUGAUAAAUUAAAAAGCAACUUUAAUAUCGAAGAAGAUGAGUUGAAAACUCUUGCAAAAGUCAUUCAUACCUUUUAUAUGGGUAGUAAGAAAUUUUCUAAAACCUCAAUGUUGGAACUAGCGGAUUUCUCAUCUGAUUUUAUUCUCAAUCAUGCAGCAGAACGUUCUGUGAAUAGAUUUAUGAACCAGAAAGCUUUGAAGGUAUACAAAUAUAUAUUUUCUUAUAUUGGAGGCAGUGUUUUUAAAGAUGUGCCAGGUGUUGGAGCAUACCAUACGGAGGAGUUACCGUAUCUUUUCGAUCGUAAGACCAUGUUUAAUGAGGAACAGAAACUAAUUAGAGACAGGAUGACAAAAAUGUGGGCGAAUUUCGUGAAAAAUGGGAAUCCAACUCCAAAAGUGACUAAGUUACUCCCGGUACAUUGGAGUCCGGUGAACGAGUCGAGGCCGUAUAUGAACAUAGAUGUCAACAUGGAAAUGAGAAAUUACGUUUACCGCGAGAGGAUGGCGUUAUGGGAUCUUUUCUGGCAUAAUUAUUGGAAAGUCGCUAUUGUAACUGAUAAAAGACGGAAACUUUAACAUGUAACUUAAGUUAUAUUAAAGUUUAUAAUAUCUAUAACAUUUGUAGUCGAUGGUCAUAACUUACUCUGUGCAUUUUCCGUCUCUUUUAAUAUUUAUAAAACAGACUUAAUA